AUGACAUGCGCGGAAUCUCCUGAGCCGGCCGCGGUGCCGGAAAAGCUUGCUAUUAUUGGCAUGUCCUGCCGGCUGCCCGGAAAUGUUUGCAACGUGAAUGACUUUCUAGAUAUGCUGUCCAAGGGUCGAAGCGGUUGGUCUGAAAUCCUACAGGACAGGUUUACCAAGGAGGCCUUCUAUCAUCCUCAUCCGCAGAAGAAGGGAUGUUUCAAUGCUACAGGCGGCUAUUUCCUGAACAAGGAUUUGGCCAAGUUUGAGGCGUCCUUUUUUAAUGCCACGGAGCAAGAGGCGCGUGCUAUGGAUCCGCAGCAGCGGCUGCUUUUAGAAUGUACAUACGAGGCGCUCGAAAACGCAGGCGUACCCAAAGAAGCCGUCGCCGGAAGACAUGUUGGAGUAUUUGUUGGCGGUGCAGCUGCAGACUACCAUCUUGGAGCGACACGAGACUUGGAAACAAUCCCCAUGUUUGAAGCAACAGGAACUCACCAGUCGAUCCAGGCAGGGCGGAUUUCCCACUUUUUCGAUCUUCGCGGCCCGUGUCUAACGGUAGACGCCGCGUGCUCUUCCGGGUUGAGUGCACUGCAUCAGGCUGUGCAAAGCAUUCGGGCUGGAGAGUCCGAAAUGUGUAUUGUUGCAGCGGCUCAUGUGAAUUUGCAACCGGAUGAUUGGAUCUCCAUGUCCAUGUCGGGCAAGACGUACUCGUUUGAUCAUCGUGGACAACCGGGUUAUGCUAGAGGAGAAGGAGCCGCGUGUGUUGUUGUGAAGCCAUUGGAGCAGGCAAUCAAGGAUAACGACCCGAUUAGAUCCGUCAUUGUCAACACGGGUAUUAACCAAGAUGGCAGAACCGUAGGCUUAGCAACUCCCAGCGGAGAAGCUCAGGAGCAGCUCAUUCGAAGCGUCUAUAGGCGCGCCGGGUUGGACAUGGGCGAUGUUGGUUUCGUCGAGGCACAUGGCACCGCGACCAAGAUUGGAGAUCCUAUUGAAGCUAGGGCCAUCUACAACGCACUGGGACGUGACCGAAGCGAUAGGGAGCCGCUAUACCUGGGAUCAGCGAAAUCCAACGUAGGCCAUUUGGAAAAUGUCAGCGGCCUCGUGGCUAUUAUCAAAUCAACCCUGAUGCUGGAAAACAAUACAAUAUUGCCAAAUAUCAAUUUUGAAAAGGCAAACAAGGAGAUUCCACUGGCAGAGUGGAACAUGCAAGUACCAAAAACGUGCAAGCCAUGGCCUAGUAAUAAACGCUUUCUCAGCGUGAAUAAUCUUGGCUUUGGCGGUUCCAAUGCUCAUUGCGUUCUGCAGCAUGCGCCACCCGUAUCUCGAGCACAAGUGCCACCAAGCCAAGCCGACAACGCCGACUAUAAACUAUACCCUGUAUCUGGCCGCACUUGUACGACUGUAGAGAAUAUCUGCAGUCAGCUGCAACCGUACGUCCAAACUCACUCUGGAGAGGAACAGUCUCACCUCGCCACGAAUUUGGCCUAUACACUCGGCCAGCGUCGGUCUCACAUGCCAUGGCGCAUUGCUUUCGCUGCUUCGUCCAUCCAGGAGCUUCAAAUGACGAUACAAUCCUCCACUGCCGUCCCCUGUCGAGCUACAAAAGCACCAAAGCUUGUAUUCAUCUUCACUGGCCAAGGAGCACAAUGGCACGCCAUGGGAAGAGAACUCUUGGCUUCAAGAGCUGUCUUUAGAGACUGCAUACUAGCUGCAGAUGCCUAUCUACGUAGCUUUGGCGCCGACUUUUCCCUCGUUGACGAAUUGACCAGGGACGCUGCGCAGUCACGCAUCCACGAGCCACAGAUUAGCCAGCCAGCGUGCACCGCUAUUCAAAUUGCCCUGGUAAAGCUGCUGUCAAGCUGGAAGAUCAAGCCUGCUGCUACCCUGGGCCAUUCCAGCGGCGAAAUCGCGGCUGCUUUUGCUGCUGGCGGUCUGACUCUCCACGAUGCACUGGCGAUUGCUUACCACCGAGGCGACGCUGCGUCCAAGUUGCAGGUUCAGUACCCGAACCUGCGCGGAGCUAUGCUUGCCAUCCAUGAUUCUGCAUCGACAGUGCGAGAUGUAAUAUGUCUCCUUGGUCUGGAGGCCAGUGUUUGUGUCGCGUGUGAGAACUCUCCCCAGUCAACCACUGCCUCAGGGGACGCGGCGGCCAUUGAUAAGCUCAGCACUGAGCUUGACCGGCAAAAUAUCUCCAAUAAGAAGCUGUAUGUAGACAUUGCCUAUCACUCGGCGCACAUGGCGCUCCUUUCCGCCGACUACGCUGCUGCUAUAGAUGGUGUUGCGCCAAUGUUGCCCAAGGAUGCUAUAUUCUACUCUUCGCUUCACGGCGGCGUCAUGGAGGAUAAUGCUCUGCUUUCUGCAUCCUACUGGACCGACAAUCUGAUACAACCAGUCCUCUUCUCCUCUGCUCUGACCGCGCUUUGCAAACAAGCGCAACCGUCCGCGAUCGUGGAGCUUGGUCCUCACUCUGCUCUCCAAGGACCUAUUCAGCAAAUCUUGCAAUCUAUAUCCCCGCAAAUCUCUGACGUCAGAUACAUGCCGUCUUUAAUACGGAACCAGAACGCAUCCAAGACAAUGGCAAAACUGGCGGGUGAUUUGUACCAGCUAGGACAGACUCUAGAUUUUGGCGCUGUAAAUGGUAUCGAUAUUAAACGGGAUAAGCCUACUGUUAUUACCCAGCUUAUACCGUAUCCGUGGCAAGGCGAGACAUACUGGUUUGAGUCUCGCAUCAGUCAGCAGCGCAGGCUCAAGCCCUUUGGCAGACAUGAUCUACUCGGCGUCUACACGGAGCAGUCCACAGACUUGGACCAUGCCUGGCGAAACAUUAUCAACACGGACUUUUUGCCGUGGCUCAAGCAGCACCAGAUGCAAUCGUUGACUACGUUUCCGUUUGCCGGCUACAUUAGCAUGGUUGUGGAGGCAGUUCAGCAGCGCGCAACUCUCCGCGGCAUCACCGCCUUUGACCAGUACGUUGUGCGGGAAAUGCACGUUUCUCGCCCACUGCUUAUAGAAGAUGACAAGGAAUACGAGCUUAUUCUGUCUCUUCGGCCGUAUGCGCAAGGAACGCGGGCGCAUUCGGACGAAUGGGACGAGUUCCGCAUUACAAGCUGGGCGCAACACCGAGGCUGGCUGGAGCAUUGCCACGGAAUAGCUGGUGUGCGGACAAGGUCUGUAAAUCUGGUAGAGCAGCAGCAAAGCCCUCAUGCUCUGCAUACUGAGGCAAAUAGCGGGUGCCAAUCUCCUGUGGACGUUGUGUCGUUUUACACCAAUCUUGCUAGGAAAGGUGCAUCGUAUGGCAAGUUAUUCCAGCUACGUCAAGAGUCACAGCUGAGACGCAGUGAUCAAGUCGCCAAAGGUCAGAUAUACGUCCCGGAUACUGCCGCUCAAAUGCCUGUGGCGUAUGAGACGCCUUAUAUCAUACAUCCUGCUGCACUUGACCAGUGCUUCCAUUUCCCUUUUGCCAUUCUAGGGGCCGGGACAGACGAAAUGCAGACGCUGUAUAUGCCAACAAUGAUUAAACGGCUUGAACUUAGCAAAAGCCUUACUGGAUUAAUAUCGUCGCAUUCUAUGGAAGUAGUUGCGACGCGAUAUCCCUCUGCUAAUAGUAGCCUGGGACCCGUUUCUUUUGACGUGGAAGGAUGGCGUGGUGCCGCGACUGACAAGGAUGCUUUGAUACGUUUAAGCGGCGUGCAAAUGACGCCUGUUCGAGAUACCCAGAAGCAGGAUUGUAGUCCGAGACGCCUUUGUUUUCGAAUGACGUGGGAACCCGCCAAGAAAGAAGAACCUCGGAUCAAUGCUACCACUACUAAUGGUAUUACCACGAAUGGGAUAUCAUUUGACAAUAAUACAAGUGUAACAGCUGUUGUAGUCAAUGGCACAACCACCAAUGGCACGAAUACCAAUGGCGUUUCUGGCACAAAGAUAGCCUCUGCAACUCGUGAGGAACCACCACAGACAAAUGGUGAAACGGGUCCAACACAACAGAUUAUCAUCAUUUCGGAGAGAGACGACGAUCCACUAGUCUCGCAACUGUUGAAGCUUCUUUCCAUACAAAUAACGAAUUAUAGAACAACUAUUUGUUCUUUGGACAAACUCAGCGUUGAAAACGCUACAUACAUUGCUCUCUGCGACGUGGAGAAUCCCAUUCUUCCAGACAUAAACGACAGCACGCUAGCUACCCUCAAGCAGCUUCUGUUAGAAUCUGCAGCAUUGCUUUGGGUUAGCAUUGGACUUUCCAAGAAUGCCCAGCAUCCGACUCUCAACAUGAUGCAAGGUCUCAUCCGAACGGUACGCUCCGAGUAUAAGAAGCAGGCGGCCACGCUCGACCUGGAUCCCAGCGAGACGGAUAUCAACACACGAGCACAGCUCGUAUUGGAGGCCCUAGACAUUCUUAACGCCACGGAGACAAGUCACGGCCUCAAAGACUUUGAGUUUGCCCAGGAAUCCAGCCGCUUGGUCGUGCCGCGCCUGGUAGCGGUCCCAGGCAUGGACGAGGCUCUACAUAGACGAAGCAAUCCGCUAGCGAAGCCAUAUCACCAGGCCUUUGAACAGCCAGGUCGUAGAUUGCAACUGCAGGUAGGCCAAGCUGGCGCAUUGGACUCGCUGUACUUUACGGAUGAGCCUGACGAGCAGCUACUAGCUGAUGACGAGAUUGAAGUCAAGAUUGCCGCUACAGGAGCCAACUUUAAAGAUGCUGUCAUUGCCGUAGGGCAUCUUGCCAGCCCGUACAUCGGCAUAGAAUGCAGCGGAACCAUAACUCGUCUGGGAGCCAGUGUGAAAUCGCUGGCAGUAGGAGACCAAGUAUGCUGCAAGUCUUUGGGCGCCUACAGCACGUUUGUAAGAGCCAAGGCGAGCAGCGCAGCACGGGUGCCCAGCGGCAUGAGCCUGGAAGUAGCAGCAUCCAUUCCCGUGGUCUUCUGCACCGCAUACUAUGGUCUUGUUGAGCUGGCACGCUUACAGCCCGGUGAACGGGUCUUGAUUCACGCUGGAGCUGGAGGCGUAGGGCAAGCAGCUAUCCAGCUGGCCAAGAUGAUUGGUGCCGAGAUCUACACGACAGUAGGCAGCCCCGAGAAGAAGAAGCUGCUAAUGUCCAAGUAUGAGAUCCGCGAGGACCACAUCCUGUACAGCCGCACCACAGACUUCGGAGCAGCUAUCCAGACCCUGACGGCGGGCAACGGCGUGGAUGUGGCGCUGAAUUCGCUGGCGGGCGACUUGCUCAGCGAGACGUGGGACUGCAUGGCGGCCUUUGGGCGCUUUGUCGAGAUUGGGAAGCGCGAUAUCACCUGGAACACGCGCUUGGAGAUGAGAUGCUUUGACAGAAACGUCACCUUUAGCUCGGUGGACCUGACGCUGUUGAGUGACAAGCGGCCCGGCACUAUGAGCCGUGUUCUAAGUGCUGUGAUGGAUCUCUUUGCACAGGGAAGCUUAUCUCCUGUAUCGCCAAUUACCGUCAUGGGAAUUUCGGAAGUCGAGGCUGCUCUGCGACUCCUUCAGAGUGGUAAGAGCACUGGCAAGAUUGUAAUUCGCCCGCUGCCAGGAGAGCAGGCAAAGGCUACUCACCCACGGGCUACUCGCAAGCUUCGCGCGAACGGUACAUAUCUAAUUAUUGGCGGCACCGGAGGCGUCGGCCGUAACAUUGCAGGCUGGAUGGCAGAGAGAGGCGCCGGACACGUUGUACUGCUGUCGCGAGGUAGUGGUAGCGGUGCAAGCACAGAACUUGGCCUGCUGAUUGACCAAUGUGCAGCUUUGGGCACGUCAGUUCAUAUCGAGGCCUGUGAUGUGGCAGAUGAGCAGAGCGUCCAGGAGCUGAUGGUGAGAAUCGCCAAGUUGCCGCCGGUGGCGGGUGUAAUCCAAGCGGCAAUGGUAUUACGGGACAUGCUCUUUGAGGAAAUGACAGCAGACGACUUCGAAGCUGUCACCCGCGCCAAGGUCCGCGGAACAUGGAACAUCCAUCGAGCCCUCAUCCACCACAAACUCGACUUCUUCACCAUGCUGUCCUCGCUAACAGGCAUUGUCGGCAACCGAGGCCAAGCAGCGUACGCGGCAGGCAACACGUUCCUCGACUCAUUUGCCCAGUACCGCCUCCAGCACGGCAUGCCCGCCAACUCGAUUGCGCUCACGCCCGUCCUGGACGCCGGGUACCUUGCUGACAAUGUCCAUCGCCAGGCGCAGGUGCUGGACAACAUUGGCGACAUCACGCUGAGUGUCAAGGAAGUGCUGGCGCUGGUGGAGUGCAGCAUCGAGGGCCAGAUGACCAGCCUAUGCGGCAGCCAGUGUGUGCUUGGGCUUGACUUUGAACGCAGCGCCGUUCUGCGCUACUACGCUGACGAUGCCAAAUUUACGCAUUUGUUGCCGUCUUCUGGUAUAUCAUCGCACGCCGCAGCUGUUGGCGGCGACAAUGCGACACGCCCGCUGAAGCAGCAAAUAGGUGAAGCGCUAGAACCACAGGAUGUGCUUGAUAUUGUGCUCCAGGCCCUGCAGAGCAAGCUGUGUGCCGUGCUGAUGCUGCAGCCUGAGGACAUGGACGCAAAUGGUUCGGUUACGUCGCAUGGACUCGAUUCACUCAAUGCUAUUGAGUUCCGCAACUGGGUGCGCAAGGAGUUGCUAGCGCCGCUGCAAGUGCUUGAGCUAUUAAGCAGUGGAACACUGGUGAAUCUUGCGGCUUUGAUUCUGCGUAAGACGAGUAUUCUCCAUUGCUAUACAUAG
Molecule: messenger RNA, 6693 nt
Organism: [Torrubiella] hemipterigena
Lineage: Eukaryota; Fungi; Ascomycota; Sordariomycetes; Hypocreales; Clavicipitaceae
Source: the annotation of a GenBank genome assembly